AGAUUUCUGGCAUGGUUAUCUACGGUAGUGCUAAGGUCGAAUGGAUCACCUACUCCACCGUUUUCCUAAUGGUGAACACCUGCAUCGUUUGCUACAUCGUUGCUGUUGGUCUCGGUCACGUGCCAGCUUGGCUGCCAAUGAUCAGUGACUGCGCUGUCCAGUCGCCAGAGAAGUACAUGUUCCGGGUUGGUGUCAUCUCAGGCGCUACAUGUUUGUUAGCGAACAUGGUCAUGGUCUACAAUGCCUUCCCCGACUUCUACUUCAGAAAGUGUACUCUCGCGCUGGCCGUGUUAGCUGCUGUCGGAAUGAGCAUCUGUGGAGCUGUGGACGAGAAAGAAAACCCCGCCGUGCAUGAUGUUGGUGCAUUGUUAUUUUUCGCUUGUUACGAUCUCGUGGUGAUCAUUCUGUCACUUGAUGCUUCAUGGAGCGAAAAGAUCUCACCGUCAUCCAUUAGGGUCAAACUCGCUUUCGCCAUUUUGGCAAUCGUCGUCCCAGUUAUUGCUAUAAUCUUGAGUUAUUACCCCAAACAUCGUAGCUACCUGGCACUAUGUGAAUGGUUUGGUGCUUUCGGUUUCGCCUUUUUUACUCUGACGUUUGCGCAGGAUUUCGACACGGUAGACCUGGUGGAAGAAAAAUGUCCAGAUUUUGAACGAGUCCUCUCUAAGCCAAACUCGUCUCAAUGUGUGUAUACACAGUCAACAAGUCAACAACAUAGCACUUCAGACAGUACUUUUUAAUUAAUCUAGUGGUUGGUAUAACCGUACAUGUUUUCCACUAUCUCGUAUUUAUUAA
Molecule: messenger RNA, 792 nt
Organism: Corticium candelabrum
Lineage: Eukaryota; Metazoa; Porifera; Homoscleromorpha; Homosclerophorida; Plakinidae
Product: DNA damage-regulated autophagy modulator protein 1-like
Exons: 5
Coding region: 12-737 (241 amino acids)
Source: RefSeq, a predicted model, not a curated record